UAUUUUUUAUCCGAUAUUGUCAUAGGUAAAAAAGUAGCAAAACAAGACAUGAGAACGAAAAAAAUUUAGCUUUCUUUAUUGAGUGUUUUUUUAAUUAUCAUGUGGGCAACUUUAAUUGUUGCUUUGAUAGCCUUUCAAGUGUUUCAAGUUUCUCUGCUCAGUGAAACUUGUAAUGAAAAUGUUUGUGCCUCAAUUGUUAGUAAAUGUAUGUUAACCCAAUCGUGUAAAUGUGAUACAUCAAAUAAUGUCACUUGUGCCAGAGAUUGUUUCAUAUGUUUAGAUUAUCUUUAUUCAGAAUGUUGUACCUGCCUCGAAAUGUGUCCAUCCAAUAAUUCAACUGAUGACUUGUUGAGAUCCAAAAGUCAUGUCGAGGAGCUCGACUCUCAAUCAGCUGAGCUUUUCAUUGCCUUAACUGAGGAGAAAGAUGCCUUAGAGCGCUGGUCCACCUUUACUUUCCCUAUACAAAUGAGUCUUAUUGUUCCAGGAGGAUCAGAAACAAAAGAAGUCAAUCCUCAACCGGGAACUAAAGUCACAAUGAAAACUGACGGUCAGGAUACAGAAGAAGAUAUUCAGGUCAACUGUACUGUCGCUUAUAUGUCUCAAUGUAUGUCAUGGAACAAAUGUAAAUCUUCUUGUCGCUCAAUGGGUGCAGUCUCAUACCGGUGGUUCCACGAUGGCUGCUGUGAAUGUGUUGGGCCUAAUUGUAUCAACUAUGGACUAAACGAAUCAAAAUGUCUACAGUGUCCAUUAAUCAUAACAAAAGCGGAAGAGCCAUCCGAAACAGCGCCUAAUUCAGUUGCUAGUAGAUAAUAAGCCAACCAACAAAUGUGUAUAUUUAAUUUUAUCAUUCUUUGUUUAUUCAAUGGAACCAAGUGUCAACAAAAAUCAAUGCACAAGGAAGUAUUUCUUCUCAUAGUGUACAUUUGUAAGAUUACCAUUUUUCGCUUUAUUUUGCCCA
This is a messenger RNA of Tetranychus urticae (two-spotted spider mite), 958 nucleotides long. Its product is annotated as protein twisted gastrulation. Gene Ontology annotation, biological process: regulation of BMP signaling pathway. NCBI's taxonomy places the organism in Eukaryota, Metazoa, Arthropoda, Arachnida, Trombidiformes, Tetranychidae. The record is from RefSeq and is a predicted model, not a curated record.